This is a messenger RNA of Coccomyxa subellipsoidea C-169, 1557 nucleotides long. RefSeq lists its product as hypothetical. The transcript is spliced from 10 exons. Gene Ontology annotation, biological process: intracellular calcium ion homeostasis. The coding region runs from base 1 to 1557 and encodes 518 amino acids. The record is from RefSeq and is a predicted model, not a curated record. NCBI's taxonomy places the organism in Eukaryota, Viridiplantae, Chlorophyta, Trebouxiophyceae, Coccomyxaceae. Gene Ontology annotation, cellular component: perinuclear region of cytoplasm.
AUGAGCAGGGCUGAAGACGUCUUCCACCUCGCAGAUAAGCCUCUUGUCCCUCAGGGCUUCGCUGCGCAGAAUCCCUCGCAGCAGUUGCAGGCACCCAAAGCAGCCCUUCCACCCGAGGUCGCUGGAGGCUUCUCCCAAGUGCUAGCAGCGCUAAACGGCUCAAAGGACUCGAUCAGGGCGUCCAAGGAUUGGUUCAUGGCGUGUGCCCCCCACGCAGCCGGCAUGGCUGCCAUGAUGGCAGAUCACAUGUCCAAGGCGGCCUCCUACGACAGCCAGCUGCAUAUCCUGUACCUCGCCAAUGAUGUCCUGCUGAAAGGGCAGGCCCAGCGUGGGGAGGGAAAGCCAGAGAGCGCAGAUCCCAUCGUGCAGGCUUUCAGGCCUGUGCUGCCGCUCAUGCUGUCAGCCGCCGCCAGCAAGGGUGGAUAUGCUCCCGAGGUGAUUCAGCGCCUGUCAUCCAUCGUGGACUACUGGGGCGAGCGCCAGGUGUACAGCAUGGCAACCGUGGCCGAGCUCAGAAAGACGCUCUCCGGCCCGUCAGCCGCUCCGCCGAUGCAGGGAUUCCAGCAGCCCUACCCACAGCAGAGCCAGCCGUGGAUGGCCCAUCCGAGCGGCGGACCCCCCGCCUUCCCGGAAGCUACCCAGCAGCCGCCCUUCUCGGGGGCACCCUACGGCGGCGCUCCCCCGGGGUCAUGGGACAUGCUGCAGCAGCAGAUGCCGCCGCCAGCAUAUCCGGGGUUCCCUCCGCCGGACGCCCACCAGCGGCCGUCCAGAUGGGGCAACGCAUCAGGAGCGCCAGGGUGGCAGCAGCCGCCUCCGCAGCCGUUCCCCGGAGCAGCGUUCCCCCCACCGGGGGGUCCGGCCUUCCCACCGGUGGCGGGCCUCCCCCCGGCGGCGUUCAUGUACCCACCUCCUAACGUGCCACCCACCCCCGUUCCAGCAGGCAAGCCCAAUCCUUUGCCUCCCCAGAAAGAGCCCUACGACCCCAUGUCAUUUCCACCGGGCCUCAUUCCAACCCUUGUGCGCGAGAAAAACCUGACAGACCCCCCAUAUUCCCCCCUCAGCCCCCUGGACAUAGAACAAGCCGGCCUGCCACCAGCGCAGGAACCUGACGCGUACCUGACAUCGCGCAUCGACAAAUUCAACGCAGAGCUCAAGGAUUAUCGGCCGGGGGUGACGAGAGCGCAGCUGGAGGAGGAGCGACGCCGGCAGCGCAUCAGGGACGGCCUCGAGCCAGAGACGUCUGCCGCAUCGCAGCGCAAGAGCGGGCCAGAAUUCAACGACGGCAGCUUCGCCAGAUCAGGCAAGCCCUGGAUCGGCCGGGACGAGCCGCGCGCAGCCGGCCUCGGCUACGGCAGCGGCGGUGGGAGCGGUGGCGGGGGGUCCCCCCAGCGAGGGAGCCUCGGUGGCGGCGGUGGCAACGGCGGUGGUGGCGGUGGCGGUGGCGGCGGGGGGGAGGACCCGUACAGCUCCUACAGGAAGCAGCGGGCGGGGGCAUACCACGAUCUCAUGGCGCGCUCGGCUGCCGCUGCCACCGGAAUUGCUCCGGCGCCCAGAUAA